UGAGACCGGAGAGGGCUGUCUACGACUCUGAUGUUUACACCAGUAUUACCAUGACAGUCCUUAAUUUGAUGACAAACUAAGUUAGUACAACGUUAAAGUACAUCCAUCGGGUGCAAAAAUGGAGUAGAAAAUCCAAGAUCUCAACCCAAAGAAAUAUGAAUGAUUACCUCAGAGGACAGUGAUCUACAUACAGAGCUCAUCUAAUUAUUAAAAAUGUCAGGUGGGAACCUAUUGAGCAGGGUACGGUCCGCCUUCAGGAGGGAGCGGAGCGACUGGGACCUGAGCGACACAGCGCCCUUUGACUUCUCCGAUGAGCUGGUGGAGGAUGAGACGCCCAAAUUCAACAAGCUGAAGGUGGUGGUCUCCGGGGAGAUGUCAGACUACUCUGCCGGAGCUCCGUCCAACGGAGUGGCUGUGAACACGCUGGUGGUGGCGGAUGAUGAUGACUCCCUGCUGGACUCCUCUUCCAGCCUGGGCAGCCCGGGGUUAAACAUGGACCCCUGUGACAACUGCACAAAGAAGAGGGAGAUGAUCAAACACAAGAGAGUGAUGAAGAGGCUUGUCAUUGCAGCUUUGCUUUAUUUCCUUUUCAUGACAGGUGAAAUCAUAGGUGGUUACGUGUCAAACAGCUUAGCCAUAAUGACUGACGCUGUGCACAUGCUAACAGACGUGGUAGGCAUUUUAUUUUCUCUGCUGGCCCUCUGGCUCUCCACCAAGCCACCCACCAGGAGGUUCACGUUCGGACUGCAUCGCCUCGAGGUGGUAUCGGCAGUCCUCAGUGUGGUGCUCAUCUACAUCCUGACGGCCAUCCUGCUCUACGAGGCGGUGCAGAGGACGGUCCACCAAGACUUUGACAUAGACGGAGACGUCAUGCUCAUCACUGCAGCUGUCGGAGUGGCUGUCAACCUCAUAAUGGGUUUCUUGUUAAACCAAGGUGGUCACCUUCACUCUCAUGGCCAUGGUCACUCUCAUGGCCACGGUCACUCUCACAGCUCGAGUUCACAGCCGGCUGGUUCAGGUCAGCCGCAGAGGCAGCACGGCAGUCUGGCUGUAAGAGCUGCUUUCAUCCACGCUCUGGGAGACCUCGUCCAGAGUAUCGGGGUGCUUAUAGCUGCCUACAUCGUCCGCUUUAAGCCGGAGUUUAAGUUGGCGGAUCCUAUCUGUACCUACAUCUUCUCUGUUCUGGUUCUCUUCACCACAUUCCGCAUCGUACGAGACACAACCGUCAUUGUGCUGGAGGGUGUUCCCAGACAUUUAGACACUCAACGAAUCAAAGAGGACCUUCUGAAGCUGGAGGACGUCCAAUCGGUCGAUGAGCUGAAUGUAUGGGCGCUGACAGCUGACAAGACGGCAGCCAUAGUGCAUCUCCAACUCACGCCCUCUAGUGCCAGCAACUGGGAGGACGUCCAGGCGAAAGCCCGCCACUUGAUGCUUCACACCUACGGUCUCAGCAGGUGCACAGUGCAGGUGCAGACACACAGGCUGAGGCCGGUACACAGUUGUUCACACUGCCAGCAGCCCAGCGCCUAAAAAGAGAGACUCGUGCUUACUUUGACUUCCACAGUGCAUUUCAUGGAGCCAGGAGAGUUCAGCGGAGGGGCCUGGAUGUCACAGCGCUGUCACAACUCAGUGCCAUAGCAGGAGACAUAGUAUGUAAGUAAAAGAAGACUGGUGCCAAAGGACAGUCAAUGAACCACACGUUUCUAAUUAGAGGAUCAAUACAGCAUCCAGGGACCUUAUGCACUUACGCUCACAAAGCUUUCGGGGUGGAGUUUGAAUGCUUGAAGUCUCAGAUGAGAAGAAUGCUCUUAAUUCACCAUUGCAGCCUAUUCCAACUGUUAACUUUUUUUUUUUUUGUAUUUUGAUGUUUGAUUUAUCACACCUGAUGUUUUGUCGUCAGAUGUAAAUUUAUGUUACCGGGUGUGAGGACUGUAAACUAAGAUUGUAUUAUUUUAUUGAGGAUGUCAGCAAAUGAAAAGUUACCUCAUGUCAUUGGAUAAUAACUGUGGUCGCAGUGCAUAUAAGCUGUCCGCCUCACCACCGGCGCAUAGAGAGGCGAAAAAACCCUUUAUCAUUGUGUCACUUUAGCAGACAGGACAUCUCAUCAAAUGCACUCAAUUAUUAAUAUUCUUUAGCCAAAGUCUGUUUAACACAGAUUUUUUGAAUGCAUUAGGUAUUCUUAAAACAGUCUGUACUGACCAAUACUUCAAAUGUCAACACUUAACAUUUUAGCAUGUCUCUUAAUUUAUGGGAAGCACGCAACUGACAAUCACAGUGUGACUGACUUUGGAAAAGGAUAAAUGCUACAGUGGUGGGACCGAUGUCAGUACGGCUCCAGCUUCACACUCUAUGCUCAGCUUUAUUUCAUAUCAUUAACUGACAGUAUAACAAUGCGGGCAGGUAUUUGGAGUCAUCAGUAUUUCAGAGUUGCAGUGUUUUCAGGGAGGGAGGUGUGAGUUGAAAUUUGCCAAUAAAGGUGUUAAUAGUGUUUUCCCUAAGAGGCUGUGAAGAGGGUUUGUGGUAAACAUUUUCAUGUUUCUGGUAUUAAUCAUAAAGAGAAAUCAGGAAUUGGAUCACUGUUUUUGUUUAUAAUUAAGUAUUUAAUCUCUCAGUAUUUUGUUUUCCUGAUAAUUUCACAAAAUCUACAAGGAGAUACCAUAGGCCAAAACAUUUUUUUCAUGCACUUUUGAUAUUUUGGGCUAUUCUGCUACCGUACAUUGGUGUAGAUUUCCAGGGGGAUGCAGGGGAAACGUCCCCCUCAAUAUUUAGUAUGCAUUUGUCUCCCCCAAUAAAAACAUAAAAGUAGCAGAUGACUUUUAUCUGACAAAAUCAAAGAUAUUUACACCUUCAGUUGAUGCAGGAAAUUGACAAAUUGGUGCUCCAGAAUGCAGACAAUUAAGUAUUUGAUGUGCUUUCCCCCCAAUGUUGAAAUAAAACCUACACACUUGCUUCCA
Plectropomus leopardus (leopard coralgrouper) is the source of this 2954-nucleotide messenger RNA. RefSeq names its product solute carrier family 30 member 4 (gene slc30a4). Lineage: Eukaryota; Metazoa; Chordata; Actinopteri; Perciformes; Serranidae. The record is from RefSeq and is a predicted model, not a curated record. Gene Ontology annotation, biological process: zinc ion transmembrane transport; response to zinc ion. Gene Ontology annotation, cellular component: plasma membrane. Gene Ontology annotation, molecular function: zinc ion transmembrane transporter activity.